Molecule: messenger RNA, 701 nt
Organism: Closterium sp. NIES-67
Lineage: Eukaryota; Viridiplantae; Streptophyta; Zygnematophyceae; Desmidiales; Closteriaceae
Source: the annotation of a GenBank genome assembly
CCGGAAUGUCCUCGGGACCAUCGGAUCGAACACAGUGGCGGCUGACACAACCUGAGCUCCAGGAUUUACAGGACCAGCUGCACUACUUGCGGGCAAAAGGGUUCGUUUGCCCGAGCACGUCCCCAUUCGCCGCCCCAAUCCUGUUCGCACCCAAGAAAGAUGGGGCCUUCGCAUGCGCUCGCUAUUUUUCAAAGAUCGUCCUUUGCAACGAUUACCAUCAGAUUCGAGUCUUCGUUGACGACUGUCCAAAGACCGUGUUUUGUACUUGCUACAUAAGUUACGAAUACACCGUCAUGCCGUUCGGGUUAACGAAUGCCCCCUCAACGUUCCAGCUGACGAUGAACGGGGUAUUUCGAGACAUACUCGAUAAAUGUGUGAUUAUUUAUUUGGACACCAGGUUGAUUGACAGCACGAAACGGGAGCAGCACCUAAAGGACCUGGAAGCGCUUUAUCAACGCCUGCAGCAGAAUUGUGUUAUCAAAGGCUGCAAGUGCGAGUUUUUAAAACCCGAACGGGAGAUUUUGGGGCACUUUAUUUCGACGGGGAGCGUGCAAAUCGACCUCCGAAAAAAUCGGGCAAACCAAGAAUGGAAGUCGCCGAUCAACCUCCAGGGGCUGCAAUCGUUAUUGGGGUUCGUCAAUUAUGUGCGCCGGUUUAUCCCAACAUGGGGGGAUUAACUAGGGCACUAACUAACCUACUUC